This is a messenger RNA of Haplochromis burtoni (Burton's mouthbrooder), 2893 nucleotides long. RefSeq lists its product as uncharacterized. The coding region runs from base 151 to 1551 and encodes 466 amino acids. Lineage: Eukaryota; Metazoa; Chordata; Actinopteri; Cichliformes; Cichlidae. The transcript has 3 exons. The record is from RefSeq and is a predicted model, not a curated record.
UCGUUGUACUUUUACUGGCUGCUGUUUUUAGACUGAAUUUGGACACUAAAGAAGCAUACAUUUAAUUUCAUGUGCGAUCACACACUCGUGUAUUUUACUGCCCUCAAACUGUAAAAACCAGCUGACUUUUAUUUCCUCUGCAGGUUUAAAAUGUUAACCAGGUGGUUAACUUUCACAGCCUUCCUCGCCGUCCCAGCCAAUCCAGGAAGAGGAGCUACCGGCCAGGGCACUCUGACUGUGGCCCCCACCUGUCGGGUCAAAGGUCAUCCAGAGGUGGAGUUGACUUUACACUGUGGAGAUGGAAAGGACUUAGGUGUGGUCCAGUACUGGCACACCCCCUUUGGAGACCUCCACACUCCUGGUUCCCAUGGUAAACUGGACCCCGUCGUCAUGCACCAUGACGGGAGCCUGCUGGUCCCCAACACCAGUGCUCUCCACAGUGGCCUGUACUACUGCCUCCUGCAGCACACAGAGGGAACUACACUGUGGCCGUAUGAGCUCCACGUCGGUCACGAUGGUCAAAACCUUCAAAAACUGGGAGAAUACGAGCAAAGCAGCCGCUGCGCUGCAUUCAGGUUCAGGAGGGAUGCUGGGUCUGAGGAGGCGAAGCAGGCAGGUGUUUCAGCCGAGCUGUUUGCAGGAGCUGUGGCUGCAUCAGUGCUGCUGACCUUUGUGUUGGGAUUCAGCAUUGGAGCUUUGAGCAGGACUCAUGUUCUCAGGUGUUCAGGGGCAGUCAGGGCAAAGCUGCGGUCACCAAAACGAGGACGAAAGCGCCAAAGCGACACAACCGACCACGGCCCCGAGGUCAGCAUGACAACCCUGCCGCCCACGAACGAGAACCCGGCCUCUGAAAACGACCAGGUGGUGCACAACAACUCUGCGCCUAACCUGUCUCCUCCUGCCAAACCUCAGAGAAGCUUCCGGCACAAACGAGAGGAAGACGAGCCACCAGAAACCACUGCAUAUCUGGAAGGAUGUAACUACAAGGAGGAGGAGGAAGAACAGGGAAGAUGCGCAGAGAACAGAAAUAAAGGCAGUGAUAAGGAGUUAGAAGAGGGGGAGAAAGAGAGCCGGUUUGGUCGCUUGUAUCUGAUAGGAGAGGAUGGAGAGAGUCAAAGUGAAACAGAUGAGUAUGAGGAGGACAAACAUGGAAGCGAGAGCAGGGAGGUGAGGAGGAGUAUGGUGCAGGAGGAAGAGGAGGCGGCGGCGGCCGGUGAGGAGAAAGAUGGUGAGACGGAGAUUUCCAGAGAUUCUGAAAAGUCAACUUUUGAAAGUGAAGAUGAGGCGACAGGAGGCAAAAACCAGGAGGUGACCGAUCAAGGAGCGCUGCCGCCCUCCCCACCACGCCCAGCCCGCCGCAGCCGCGUCAUCCGCCUGUACCAGUAUGACGAGGACGGCCAGCGAUACGGCCACCUUCCAGACCCUGGCCCCCACGCUCCUCUCCCCGCCCCCAGAUUCAAACAGCGCUCCGUCUCUCUGACGCGCCUCUCCGCCAUCAUGGCUGCAGCCUCAACAGGGCCACUGGACCAGAGUCAACAGGAAGAAGGAUAGUGAGCAGACGUCAAACUUCCACAUGGACAUUUGAUAGAUGCUACAGAGAGUGGACAAAAUAAUGACAACACCAUGGCUCAAGUCGAGUCCAGCUCUACAAACUUUGUUUGGAAGGGUCGCCACAUUUAGCGCCACAAACUUAUAACUUGUCAUAAGUUAUAUUUGCAUUAUAACUAUAUAUAUUAUAAUUUCCACUCAUGCUUACUUGCAGAUCUGAGUUGCACUGAUUUGAUUUUCUCAGAAAAUCUGCAAAAAUGUACAAUAUAAAAGGACUUUCAUGUUUUGAAGUUAUUAGUUAUGCUGUAAACACCUGAACGAAGCAGAACAGCCAUCUCCCAGUGGCUGAACUGAUAUCAUGCACACCUGUACCUGAUAUGUUGGGUGUGGAAUCGAUGUAUACAUACCCUAAGACUGGACACUGUAUUUUUAUGAGGUCUGACGGGUGAAUCUGCACACGCACUUUUUAUAUCUGGGAAUCAAUUUUUGCAUAAAUUAAAAAAAAAAAAAAAAAAAAAGCUAAAGCCAUCAUCAAAGUAAUGCUAUGACUUCAUCCUGGAUCAUCUUUGCAUCCUGCUGAUGAGAUUACAGCUGAAGCUGAACUAAGCUUCACUUUUGUAAUACCACUUUGUACCACAAGGUGACACAACAAGUAAGUUAAUCUUACAUAAUGGCUCGGGUCAAUGAUUUUAACUUGUACGCCGUCAUACGGGUGUAUCUGUUCAGAUGAAGUUUAGAUCCACCAGCCUGGGUCAAGUCAAGGAAAAUAGGUAUUUUAAGGAAUCUUGAAACUGAAGUGGUACAUGCCAUGUCUGUGUGCAUUUUUAUUGGGACUGUGGUGACAUCUGAAACUAAUGAGAACCCUUCCUGCACUAAUGCUUGUUCCCAUCACCCAGGUUUCUGCAGAGACUGACACCUGAUGGUUUUUGAAGGACAAUAGGGGCAAAUCUCUAAACUAUGAAAAAGUAAAACAGCAUAAGACUGAUUAUAUCCUUUAAGUGUGAGCAGUUAAACUGUGACUUGUGUAUGGAUGAAAUGUGAGUAAAUUACUUGCCGCUUCUGAGAAUGUCCUCGCUACUUGUAAUGAUUAAAUCAUUAUGCUUUCAUGUAUAAAACAGGACAUGAUGUCAGAUAGUAAAUUUAGUUUGUGUUUGGGGGGGAAAUAAGUUGACUCUCCCUGCUCUCUUAAUUAAGGAUUAAUCUUCCACUUAUUAAGGCAGGCCGUUUACUCCAGCAGUCCCCGACCUUUUUAGCGCCACAGACCGGUUAAAUGUCAGACAAUAUUUUCACAGACCGGCCUUUAAGGUGUCGUGGAUAAAUACAACAAAUAAAAUGAUACGAUCAA